CUUAUUUUUUAUAAACCCAAAUUGGAACUCAUUUUCCAUUUUGUGAGAACGAAGAUGGAAAUAGGCAAACUAGUUCCAGCCCACCGGUUACCAUCCUUAGUGUAUUCUCAAAAUCAGUGAAGAGGGCAUAGUGUAACAUUUGGUGAGCAUUUUUUAGGGAGAUUUUGGAGUUGUUGAAAAUGGAGGAGAGAUUUAUGUAAUUUUGUCAUACUUAGUCAAAAACUAUACUUGAGGCUACCUGUUGAAAGUUAAGACUAAUCUGAGUCAUUGCAAUCCUUCUCUUGCUUGGGGUUCUCAUUGAAGGGACGGACGCUUUCUUAUCUUCGUUUCUCUUCGCUCGCUCACACUCACAGGGGUCCCACUCCUAUUCCCCAUCCUCCGCCGCUACGGAUUUCGCUUCAACCCCAAGGGCAUGUGAUUUUUGGCAUCUCUUGGUGGGAGUGGGAGUUUCAAGAGUGUGCUGAUUUUGGAGUAAUCUAGAGGAAUGGCAACACCAGUCAGUAAUAGUCAUUUUGAAGAAGGAAGAAAUAAGAAGUCAUUGAUGGAAAACGAGGAAUACGCUUUUCUCGCUAGGCCCAUGUAUAAGUGGCGGAAAGUUUCUGCUGUUCGUGAUUUCCCCGAAGGAUGUGGACCAUUUGCUUCGAGGAUUGAUCCAGUGUUAAACGUAAAUAUUGCAGGUUAUGGUUCAGCUAAUGGUACAAUUAUUGAGGAUAAGAAUGGUGAACAUUUAGUGGGUGAUACUGUUAAAACUUCCAAUUGUGAAAAUGAUGGCCAGCAUUCUGAAGUAAAAGAUUCGCUUCUUACUGAAACUCUUGGUCAAACAACUGACAGUGGUUUAAAUAAGGAAAACCCCAUAGUCUCAUCUCCUCAAGUGAAUGGGUCUACUGCAGAACAUGAACCUGCAAAAGUGACUAUUGGUGAAACAAUUGACUCUGGUUUGAAUAAGGAAAACCCUGCUGUUUCAUGUCAUAAAAUGGAUGAACUUACUGCAGAAGAUGAAGCUGCAAAAGUGACUAUUGACCAAACAACUGACUGUGUUUUCAACAAGGAAAACCCUGUGGUCUCAUCUCAUAAAGUGGAUGGGCCUACUGCAGAAGACAAGCCUGUCAAAGUGCCAUUAGCGGACAUGGAAAUUUUGAAUACAGAGUUUGCAAGAACUGCAAACACUGUAAAAUGUGACUCUUAUAUGUUGAAGUCAUCUUCUCAAGUGGGUGAAGUGGUUAUGUCAGGUGGUUCAAAACCCUUAUUGUCAAAUGUCAAUAUAUCUGCUGGUUCUAGUGCUUGCAUGGUGGAGCCUGUAACUAGAAGGUAUCUUCCUCGAAGAAAAGUUUCAGCUCUCAGAGACUUCCCAACUUUAUGUGGACGCAAUGCUCUACAUCUCAGUAAGGACAAGGAUGUGUGUCUAGAGGGGAUCUCUUCUUUAAAUAACAAGAAACUGUGUCUACAGAACCUGGCCGUAGAUGAAAACAAUCCAUUGAAAGAAGUACGAGCCAUGGCUGUAGAUGACAGUCCAUUGAAAGAAGUAGGAACCGUGGCUGUAGAUGACAGUCCAUUGAAAGAAGUAGGAACCGUGGCUGUAGAUGACAGUCCAUUGAAAGUAGGAGCCGCUGAUGUAAAAGAAAUUAAAAGUAACAUCCAGGAUGAGUAUGGUUGCAAGAGAAAGCUUGUGGACAUCCUUAAAACUGAUUCUGAAAGUAAUGCUGCAAAGAGAGUGAAGAAACCACUGGAGAUCAAGAGAGACAAGCAUGUUACACUUCCCGAAGAAAGUAAUCAUCGUGUUAAAAUAAAUUCCAAGGCAGUGGUAAAAGAGCAAAAUAGGGAAGAGACAAGGCCUUUGGUUCUAUCACAUUCUAAGCAUAAGUUGAAAGGGAAUUUUAAUGGAUCACGGGUCUCAUCAGACAGGAAAGUAGUACUAGGUUUGAUGGCCGAAUCAGAAUGUCCUUGGAGGUCCGGCAAAGGUUCCUCCAAAUUUAAGUUCAGUGAUGCUAAAAAUGAAGGCAAGAAAAAGAAAGUAGCUUCUGCAUUGCCAGAUAGGUCUAAAACAGCUAUCAAGAGUAAAGGUGCACUAAGUUAUUCUGGGCAGAAGCCUUUGAAAAAGAAAAAAGGAAAUGCUUUUUCUGAAGGUAUGAGUGAAUUAGUAAUUUGGGAAAAGAAGGAUAGUCUUGACCCUAAUGAAAAUAAUGAAGACCUUCAAAUUGUUCUGAAAUCACAUGAGUUCAAUGUAAAUGUUACUCCUUCUCAUUCUAAUUUCACUGGUGAUGAGGGUGACUCAAAUGUGACCCGGAAAAAAGUGAUAAAAAUAUUACGGUUGUUUCAAGUUGUUUUUAGAAAGCUUUUACAGGAAGUAGAAUCAAAGUUAAGUGAGCGAGCAAAUGGUAAAAGAGUUGAUUUAAUUGCUUUAAAGAUCCUUAAGGAGAAUGGGCAUUAUGUUAACUCGGGCAAGCAGAUACUGGGCGCUGUCCCUGGGGUUGAAGUUGGUGAUGAAUUUCAAUAUAGGGUGGAGCUUAAUAUAGUUGGCCUUCAUCGUCAGAUUCAGGGUGGCAUCGAUUAUGUGAAGCACAAUGGUAAGAUCCUUGCAACUAGUAUUGUUGCGUCAGGGGCUUAUGCUGAUGAUUUGGAUAAUCCAGAUGUCUUGAUAUAUACAGGGCAGGGUGGGAAUGUGAUGAACCCUGAUAAAGAACCUGAAGAUCAGAAGCUCGAGCGGGGCAAUCUUGCUCUGAAGAACAGUAGUGAGGAAAAAAAUUCUGUUAGGGUGAUACGUGGUUCUGAAUCAAUGGAUGGAAAGUGCAGGAUAUAUGUUUAUGAUGGAUUGUAUGUGGUUGAAUCUUAUCAGCCUGAUGUGGGACCACAUGGGAAGCUGGUUUUUAAGUUUUUCCUGCGAAGAAUUCCUGGUCAACCAGAGCUUGCUUUGAGGGAAGUGAAGAAAUCUAAAAAGUUCAAAACAAGAGAAGGUGUAUGUGUUGAUGAUAUUUCUUAUGGAAAAGAACGAAUUCCGAUAUGUGCUGUGAACACCAUAGAUGAUGAAAAGCCCCCUCCGUUUAAUUACAUAACUAGCAUUAUAUACCCCAAUUGCCAUGUCCUUCCUGCAGAAGGAUGUGAUUGUACUAAUGGAUGCUCAGAUUUGGAGAAAUGUUCGUGUGUAGUGAAAAAUGGGGGAGAGAUUCCAUUCAAUCACAAUGGGGCUAUUGUACAAGCAAAACCUCUGGUCUAUGAGUGUGGACCUACUUGUAAAUGUCCUUCAACAUGUCAUAAUAGAGUCAGCCAACUUGGCAUAAAGUUCCAACUUGAAAUAUUUAAAACCGAUACAAGGGGAUGGGGUGUGAGAUCCCUGAAUUCAAUCCCUUCAGGAAGUUUUAUCUGUGAAUAUAUAGGGGAGCUUCUUGAGGACAAGGAAGCUGAACAAAGAACCGGUAAUGAUGAGUAUCUUUUUGAUAUUGGAAAUAACUAUAGCAACAGUGCUCUUUGGGAUGAUCUUUCGACUCUCAUGCCUGAUGUACACACAACUUCUUGUGAAGUUGUGAAGGAUGGUGGUUUCACCAUUGACGCUGCUCAGUUUGGUAAUGUGGGGAGAUUCAUCAACCAUAGUUGCUCCCCUAAUCUUAUUGCUCAGAAUGUCCUUUAUGAUAACCAUGACACCAGGAUGCCUCACAUAAUGUUCUUUGCUGCUGAUAACAUUCCUCCCCUGCAAGAGCUGACUUAUGAUUACAAUUAUGAAAUAGAUCAAAUUCGUGAUUCUGGUGGCAAUAUAAAAAAGAAGUAUUGCCAUUGUGGUUCUGUGGAAUGUACUGGCAGGAUGUAUUGAUGGCAGGACGUAUCGAGGGUCAACAAGGUUAAUUAAUGUAAUUGUGUUUUUCUGCAGUCUUAAUGAAAAUUCAUUAAUAUCCAAAAAAUUUCCAACUUGAUUUUGAGCUUGA
Glycine soja is the source of this 3914-nucleotide messenger RNA. RefSeq names its product histone-lysine N-methyltransferase, H3 lysine-9 specific SUVH6-like. Lineage: Eukaryota; Viridiplantae; Streptophyta; Magnoliopsida; Fabales; Fabaceae. The record is from RefSeq and is a predicted model, not a curated record. Gene Ontology annotation, molecular function: zinc ion binding; protein binding; histone methyltransferase activity. Gene Ontology annotation, cellular component: nucleus. The transcript has 3 exons. The coding region runs from base 485 to 3802 and encodes 1105 amino acids.